GCCUCCGAAACCCCUCACUCAGCAUCAACCUAUUAACACCGCGCGUCACUCCGUGCUCACAGAUGUCCGUUCCCUAUGGAUCCACUAUCUACAAGCAUCUUAAACGUCGGGCUCUGUUACGUUACGGAGACGAAGCUUCCGAAUACAAUCAGGGCAGCGCUCAGUCAGGAUCUUAUUACGAAUCUCAAGGUCCUCUCGCUCAAAGCCCUCUUGAGCAACGACCAGCGGAUCCACAGACUUCACAAGAUGAUGGAGCGACCUCAUAUGCCCGUUCGUAG
Molecule: messenger RNA, 278 nt
Organism: Amorphotheca resinae ATCC 22711
Lineage: Eukaryota; Fungi; Ascomycota; Leotiomycetes; Helotiales; Amorphothecaceae
Exons: 2
Coding region: 63-278 (71 amino acids)
Source: RefSeq, a predicted model, not a curated record